AUGGUCGACUUUGAUUCCCUGCCGGAUUUUGACUCGUUACCGCCGGUAGAGGGGAUGCCCCAAGGAUGUGCAUGGGGGCUUUUCGACCGCGAUGGGCAAAAGGAUUACCUGGGAUGCUUGAACUUGCUGACGCUGCGGGUCAAGAAGGAGGCUCUCACGGAGGCUCGCGAGGGAGUCUCGAUUUCUCUCAAUUGGCCCCUCAAUGCCAUCAAGACGCCGGGCUUUGGGCGACGAGCUACGGAACAUACAGUGAUUGACGCCCUAGAAGGUCCAUUCAAGACUCACGGAUUUGAUGACGAAGUGGCCUUCAACACCCAAGGGUCGAGCCAGUGGGACAGCUUGGCCCAUUGGGGCCAUCAGUCGACAGGAUUAUACUAUAACGGAUCGAAACCAACCAAAGCGAACUUGGUGCAGGACACGACUGAUGAAGCCGACAAGAGCCUCCCGACUCUAAACCACUGGCACGAACAUGGUUGUAUGGUCGGACGAGGUGUGCUCUUGGAUUAUAAGGCUUACGCUCACGCUCGGGGAAUCGUCUACGACUGCUUCGACUCGCACGCCAUCACAGUGGCCGAUUUGGAGGCCGUGGCCGCGUAUCAACAGACCACCUUCAAGUAUGGGGAUAUCCUCAUCGUCCGGACUGGCUUCACCGACGAACUGGGCGCCGCUACCGCAGAGGAGCAGGUCAAAAUGCUGGGAACCCACAAGACCGUGGGCGUGGCAGGCAACAUCGACACGGCCCGGUGGCUCUGGAAUCAUCACUUUUCGGCCGUGGCCGGUGAUACUAUUGCUUUUGAAGUUUUCCCUGCUAUGGUCGAGGAAGCUGGAGGUAUUCGCCAAGGGAGCAUGUCAGAAAUGGUCUUGCACAAGUAUCUCCUGACCUUCUUUGGGAUGUAUAUCGGCGAACUCUGGGAUCUCAAAGCGCUGGGUGAGUACUGCGCAAAGACGAAACGCUACGAAUUUCUCCUCUCCUCGGUCCCGCUUAACAUGCCUGGGUUGGUGGGCUCGCCUCCCAACGCCGUUGCAAUCUUCUGA
Messenger RNA from Capronia epimyces CBS 606.96, 1035 nucleotides. RefSeq lists its product as uncharacterized. The transcript is spliced from 2 exons. Lineage: Eukaryota; Fungi; Ascomycota; Eurotiomycetes; Chaetothyriales; Herpotrichiellaceae. Gene Ontology annotation, molecular function: arylformamidase activity. Bases 1 to 1035 code for a protein of 344 amino acids. The record is from RefSeq and is a predicted model, not a curated record.